AGGACAGCUUGACGACAAUAAUCCCUUUGGCCGGAAUUGGCCAUAUCGAUUUACCCUCCCACCCAAUUCAUAUUUACUCGACCUAACUUAUUCGCCAUCGCCACAACCCCCGCUGAAUUUGCCGUCUCUCUUUUCCUUACCGCCCGAACGCCAUGGAUCAAUGGCAGGGCUAUUCCGACGCCGCUGGCGGUUCUCGAAGGUACAACGGUAGCAGUCAAAUGAGUUCGAGUAGGGAAUAUGCUCAGCAGCCUGCUCAAGUCCAGCCUCCGGUUGGUUAUAAGUACGAUCAGUACCAAGGUGCGAUAAACUCGCAUGCUCCUCAACAGAGCGUGACCUCGCCUAUCACCACCCCGCAGUUACGCGAUAACAAUGGUGACGUUCCUAUGCAGGAUGUUCAUGACCCUUACGGGAGCAUGAAAUAUCCUAUGCGCCCUCACCAUCAGUCGCAUCUCUCUGGAGGCAGGUCCUCAAAUCUCCAUUCGCCGUCUGAGCCUUCAGCUGCCGCUCAACGAUAUUCGCCUAUGGAAGUGCUGUCACCAACAUCGCCGUAUGCAUCUAAGUCUGCGACAAAUCAGGCUCAGUUUUCUGCGCCCCACACUCAGCGCCAGUCACCUACCCGGGCUGAAUACCAGUCUCAGAGCCCUUAUUACGGCCGACAAAAUCCUCAGCUACCUUCUAUUACAACCUAUCCCGGUUCACAAGAGAAUUAUCCCUCGUCUGCAGUUACGCCUCUGGACGGAACCUACGCUAACGACCCAAAAUCACCGAGGAGAACGCUGCAGCCCACCUCUAACAUGCCUGUCGAGAAGAAGCCCGUGCCCCAGUUUAAGAAGAUCGGGGCCGUGACGGAUUUGCGACCCAAGGUCAAUGCUCAGCCGCCGUUCCGUCGCGCAAACCCCGAGGGGGGUUUUAUAAGUCCUCUCCAAGCCCUCACCGUCCACCUGCCCGCGACGUAUCGCAUAUGCAACCCUAACUUCAAAUAUGAAUCUUCCCGCAAUCCCCGUCGGGUGCUGACUAAACCGAGCAAGGGAACUAAGAACGAUGGGUACGAUAAUGAAGAUAGCGACUAUAUUCUAUACGUCAAUGACAUCCUAGGUUCGGAGGAAGCCGGCCACAAGAAUCGAUAUCUUAUCUUAGAUGUGCUUGGACAAGGCACCUUCGGUCAGGUUGUCAAGUGCCAGAACUUGAAGACCCAAGAGGUUGUCGCUGUCAAGGUCAUCAAAAAUAGGACAGCGUAUUUUAACCAAAGCAUGAUGGAGGUGUCCGUCUUAGACUUGUUGAACACGAAACUCGACAAGAACGACGAUCACCACCUACUACGACUCAAGGACACAUUUAUCCACCGACAGCAUCUUUGCCUAGUAUUUGAACUUCUAAGCGUCAAUCUGUACGAGCUCAUCAAGCAGAACCAAUUCCGAGGUCUAAGCACGACACUCGUCCGAGUAUUUGCCCAGCAGCUCCUUAAUGGUCUCGCCCUGCUCAACAAGGCGCGAUUAAUACAUUGCGAUCUCAAACCUGAGAAUAUCUUACUAAAGAAUCUUGAGAGUCCCAUUAUCAAGAUUAUCGACUUUGGCUCAGCGUGUGACGAGCGCCAGACGGUAUACACGUACAUACAGUCGCGAUUUUACAGAUCACCGGAGGUAUUAUUAGGUCUUCCCUAUUCUUCCGCAAUCGACAUGUGGUCACUUGGUUGUAUUGUGGUCGAACUCUUUUUAGGUCUGCCAUUAUUCCCGGGUUCGUCCGAAUAUAACCAAGUCUCGAGAAUUGUCGAGAUGCUUGGAAAUCCCCCCAACUGGAUGAUUGAGGUCGGUAAACAAGCCGGCGAUUUCUUCGAGAAGAGGCAGGAUGAAUUCGGUCGAAAGACGUACCACCUGAAGAGCAUGGAACAAUACUCUCGGGAGCGGGGAACGAAGGAACAACCUAGCAAGAAGUACUUCCAAGCCAGUACGCUACCGGAGAUUAUUAAAUCAUAUCCCAUGCCGCGAAAGAACAUGAAGCCAAACGAGAUCGAACGAGAAAUGAACAACCGAAUUGCGUUUAUUGAUUUCGUGCGAGGACUACUGACUAUUAGCCCUCUAGAAAGGUGGUCGCCACAACAAGCGAAACUUCACCCCUUCAUUACUCAGCAGAAGUUCACAGGUCCUUUUGUACCGCCGAUGAACCUGAAGUCGAGCUCCUUGAAUCGCUCUCCAGCUCCUGGAACCCAACAGCAGCAGCAAGCUGCCGAGCUUAGCAAGCAAAGAGCGCAACAAGCGCAGGCCCAGGCUCAGGCAGCUGCUCAGGGAGCUUAUAUCAUGCAGAACCCCCAAUAUCCAGCUGCACAGCAUGGACAACCUUCGAUGUACCAAAACAAUGGCUUGUACACGCCUAGCGGUAGUCAUUCAGGGGCACCACCCCCUUAUUCCGCCCAGCAGUCGUCCUAUGGCCAAAUGCCCAUGGGCCAAGCUGCGCAAAUGGUGCCCGCGAAUUACGCUGCUGUACCGCAACCGAACCUAUACCAACAAGCUACGGUUCGAGCGGGUCGCCAGCGCGCAUCGACAAUGGAUCAGCAGCAGAGUGGGAUCCCCGCAGCGAUUCAGAGAGUUGCUAGUCACCUUGAUCCAAGUCAACCCAUCCGACUGCAACCGAGUCCUGCAUACUAUCCGCCGCCCGCCGAAGGGAUAGGUCUCACAGACCCUGGAGCAGGUAGGGUAGCCGGCAGGAGAGAUAGUAGGUCGCAGAGAGGAGCUACAACUAGAAGUAAUCGUGACUUCAUCCGUAAUCUGGAAGAAAGGACACUGGAGGAAGGGUUCAUGGGAGGCGGGGGUCAAAGUCCAUGGGCUUGAGGGAUGCACUAUGCGAUUUAAGUCUCCCGAGAGCAGAACCACGUAUGUCAAUCCACGUUGAGGCCAUCACAGCCAACCUCAACCUAUUGACGAGAAUCCAAAUUUCUAGGAUCAGCUCUCAGUCCUUGCUAGAUUGGCAGCAGCGAAAUUCCCGGAAGGACUCAU
Messenger RNA from Daldinia caldariorum, 2990 nucleotides. Its product is annotated as kinase-like protein. Gene Ontology annotation, molecular function: protein serine/threonine kinase activity; protein tyrosine kinase activity; ATP binding. Gene Ontology annotation, cellular component: nucleus; cytoplasm. Gene Ontology annotation, biological process: peptidyl-threonine phosphorylation; peptidyl-serine phosphorylation. Bases 153 to 2825 code for a protein of 890 amino acids. The record is from RefSeq and is a predicted model, not a curated record. NCBI's taxonomy places the organism in Eukaryota, Fungi, Ascomycota, Sordariomycetes, Xylariales, Hypoxylaceae. The transcript has 5 exons.